Hyla sarda is the source of this 692-nucleotide messenger RNA. RefSeq lists its product as uncharacterized. Lineage: Eukaryota; Metazoa; Chordata; Amphibia; Anura; Hylidae. Bases 59 to 667 code for a protein of 202 amino acids. The record is from RefSeq and is a predicted model, not a curated record. The transcript has 3 exons.
AUAGCCUCCCAAGGGUUAAAGAAAAGAACUUAUGUUUCACUAUUAAGACACUUCAGUGAUGUCUCCAAUUGCUGCACAUGAUAAAACACACAAUUCAGCAUGCGGUUGUGCACAGAAGUCUUUUCCAAGUUCAUGUAAAAUACUUUUGAACCUGUCUUUGUUAUACGAUUUUAUAUGGUCAUAUUUUAAAUUCACAAUUAGUGACUCCUCUCUCUGGGUCUUGAACAGGUGGAAUGGUGAUCAAGAGCACGCAUGCACUCGAAACGCGUCCAUGUUGCAGUGUGUCACUGCAAGAUUUUUAUCACUGUGGAAUACAAAUAAAGAAUUGAUGUUUUACAGAAUUGGUGGAUCAAACACACCGUUUUUUUCACUACCAAGCUGGGCCAGGCUAAGGAUCUGCGCAAGACCAUUGGGAGACUCUGGGAGUCUGACGAAGCGGGCUGAGUCCCCUGAAACAGCUGUAACUACACGUGUGUGCCCUCGGCGUUCCUGCCGGUGUCCUGCUUCUUGUGUUUAUGUCCAUGGCCUUCACGGAAUAAAGUCUUGGUGCACAAGCUUACGGCACCAACCUUCUACACUGAAGAUCUAUGCAAGGUCAGGAGUGGUCAGACCACCAGGACCCCACCGAUCCCAACAAGGUACCAGCUCUCACAAAGGCACCACAUAAGCAGGAGUGAGAUGUGGUGGACAAG